UAACAAUCUAACGUCAAAGUAGGAAAUGGCGGGUUCGUUGAGUGCAUUUUUAACGGAAGUUGAUUUAUUAGAUUUGUUAAAUGAUAUCCCCGGAGGAUGCAAGACAGCGGAUGAUCCAUUUUUCAGCGAAGGAAAUAAGCUAUUGAAGCCAUUUGUCAAGCAAGGUGUUAUCAGUUUUGGAGAUGAAGAAGAACUUCAUAAAAAGAACUAUGUCCUCUGCAACGUUCCUGGCUGCAACAAGGAAUUCCACUCAGUAUACGAAUAUGAAAGUCACUACAACUCCCUCCAUCGCUAUCUUUGCCACCAAUGCAAAAAAUGCCUGCCAACCCCGCACUUCCUCGACCUACACAUCCUGGAGCAGCACGACUCGUAUUUCUCAGUCCUCGCUCAGCACAAACCCAUGUUCGCCUGUUUCCUCGAAGAAUGCAAGCAAAUGAGUGCUACGCCGGAAGAACGAAAGGACCACUGCAUUAGGAUUCACAAGUUCCCAUCCAACUUCCGCUUUGAAACGUCCCCCGCCGUUUUAUCGAAAGGAAAGAAAGAACGCAAGGACUCGCAGCAAAGCGACGUUGCAAUGGAGGAGACAAGUAAAAGUGAGGUGGCGAGUAAAGUACCGAAGAAUUUCUCAUUUGGUCACCAGAAACAGAAAGUGUUUGAUAGUAAAAGCUACGCCAGGAUUUUGGCAAGGAAGCACAAGAAGGAGACUGAGAUGGAGUGCGAGAACGUUAGCGCCUUGGAGGACAGUAAAACUGUUGAAGAUUUAAUGGAAAGUUUACCGAGUUAGGAUUAAAUUUUGGUUGCUGAAUUGAAUCUGUGAAAGUGUUGAAGGUUUUGGAAACCUUUUUAUGAAUUGUUUAUUAUUGAUGAAGUUAAUAUAUUUGUGUAUA
Molecule: messenger RNA, 887 nt
Organism: Hermetia illucens (black soldier fly)
Lineage: Eukaryota; Metazoa; Arthropoda; Insecta; Diptera; Stratiomyidae
Product: protein lethal(2)k10201
Exons: 2
Coding region: 26-784 (252 amino acids)
Source: RefSeq, a predicted model, not a curated record